This is a messenger RNA of Porites evermanni, 12092 nucleotides long. NCBI's taxonomy places the organism in Eukaryota, Metazoa, Cnidaria, Anthozoa, Scleractinia, Poritidae. The record is from the annotation of a GenBank genome assembly.
GGAACUCUUGUUUUCCUUUGCAACAGUAAUAUAGAAGAAGUGCCUUUUGAAGAUGAAGAUGGUGAUCUUAGGGACAAAGAAGAUGUUACAUUCCGACAUGAAGCUGUUAAUGAAAAGAAUCAUGUAACCUGGAAUGCAGAAAGACGUUGCUUUUUAAGUGCUGAGGCUGCUGAAAGGUGAAAUCUCAAGUUCCAUUGUUCUAUAGAGCCAUUUUAUUAAGGAUAUGGAAGAAGACUGUAAGGUCAUGUGGGUAGCUGUAAAUUCUUUCUAAUUUUGCCNGUAACCUGGAAUGCAGAAAGACGUUGCUUUUUAAGUGCUGAGGCUGCUGAAAGGUGAAAUCUCAAGUUCCAUUGUUCUAUAGAGCCAUUUUAUUAAGGAUAUGGAAGAAGACUGUAAGGUCAUGUGGGUAGCUGUAAAUUCUUUCUAAUUUUGCCAUAACUUUGUGGUUUUCAGCAUGGUAUAGAAUGUGAUAAGGUUUAGGGUUAGGUUAACCUUUUUAGUUCCAAUGGACAAAUUUCCUGAUUUUAGACAAUUUAUUGUUAGGAAAAUUAUAUACCGGUACAUGUACUACAGUACUGGGAGCCCAGACUCCUAAUCAACAGUAUCUGUUUUGGGCUUAUUAAAAUUUUUCUGGAAAAACAUAUUUGGGAGAAACAGUUUGUUAACUUUGAGGCUCUUUUGCAGUCUGCAGAACAAAAUUGCUCAAAAUCGAUUCUGGCCUGUGGAGAUAAUGAGAACUCCGGUUCAACAAGUGACCAAAGCAAAAGGAAAACAGGCAUCUUUAGAGGAGGACAUCCCCAUAUCAUACCAUGGAGUAGCUUAUGUCAACAUGGCACCAUUACUUUAUCCUGGUGUGAAAAGGUUUGUGACUGCAGAUCGCUUGCAUACAAGAUUAUUGCACAUGUAUAAGAACUUAUUCUUGUUGGCUUAAAUGUUUUAACCCCCAGUAUUAAAAAAGCCAUGUUGCCUUUUUUUUAGAAUCAGAGGUGCCUAUCUUGUGAGGCCAUUUAUUGAAAAUGAGGUUUAUGAGAAAACCAAACGUAAAGGAGCUCUAGCAGAGGAGGCUGCCAGAGUGGCUAGUGGAAUGAGCCGUACCCUUGCCUCAGCUAUGGCCCAAAAGCCGACCCCUGCUCUUACCAAACAGGGAAAGGCAGAUGCUAAAACAAAGGUAUCAAGUCAAGUACCUAUAGUUUUCUUUUGCUAUAUAUAAUAUAGAAGGACUGUUAAAGUUAUUGCUUGUUCCAUUGGUGAGAAGCUAGCCUGUAAACAGACGUUGUUUUAUUUUUCUUUUCGUUCUUUUCAAAAACAUCGGUAAGCUCACAAGAAUGAAGACAGAGUAUAAAUCUCCCACAGUUUAUAUUUUACCAUGCGCGCUUGACAAACUUUGGAGAGAAAAAAGAGGGUCUGUGAACCGGUUAGUGACAAGCCUCUUAUCUUACUGGAGGAUUGAAGUGUUGCAAAUUGACACUGUGAGUGAGCUGCAGUUAGAGAAAAGCCUCUUGCUCCAAGUUUUUUUUGUUGACUGCAAGAAAGUCAUUUCCGACAGUUAAGUGGACAGUGGCCCACCUACACUCUCAGGAGUCUUUUAAUGAGGCCUACUUUGGUAAAGUUUAUUAAAAUGAGGUCAGCUUACUCCUUCUCCUCAAUUAAAACGGGGAAUGGCCUGUUAAAAAUAUCUGUGCUUUACUUUUGUGAGAGUUGAGCGGACUAGGGUGAUGAGUAGUAUUGUUGCUAUCAGCCAUCAGGUGCAGGUUUAAAGCCAGCAGACACAUCAACGGAAGGAGAAACAAUUGAAGCUAAGAAUCUGGAGGGACAGGUACUUCAGGCCAACAAUUUUUUAUUUUUUUUCUCAGUUUUGCUAUUGGUUACGCACAUAUUAUAUAAUAAAUUAAAUUAAUUAUAAUGAUAAAUAAUUAAUUAAAUUUUUUAUAGUGUUCCUACAGCUAAGGGUCAGUUAUCUUUUUAAGCUCUACUGUAUGUACUCUCACAGCACAAUCCUUAAAAAUGUUUUUUGGUGUACAUUUGUAGCAAUACCUGGAAGCUCGAACAUUCAUCACAUUGGAAUUUGCUUUGGACAAACCACUGGUACCUAAAAGACCACCUUCGUCACUAGCAAGAAAGUAUGUAAUCAUUCUAAAUAUAUUUAAUCCUUUGCUUGAAACAUUUUUUGUUACUAUUAAAACAUCUGUUUUUGUUACUUGUGUGGUAGCAUGACUGUUAACGCAGUGUCCAUGCAAAUUUCAAGAAUAAUUAUUGUAUAAUGUGGUAAAAAUGAUAUUUUAUCUUUUUUGGCUUUUUUAGAGUGGCAGAGUAUAUUCCGCCAAGACCUGUAUUUGCUCGCAAAACAGGAGGCUCCAAGAAGGUAAAAAUGUUGUCUCCUGUUUCCAAUUUGAGUAUUAAAAAGACUGAAAAACAGCCCUUAUUUUGCGUAGAUCAAAAGAGGGCUCGCCUACUUCACGCGAGAAGCUCUCGCCGAUGCUCCGUGGUGCCUUGAAAAAACAAUUUGAGAAAAAAACAGACUUUUUUGCAGUCAAAUUAGAUGGCUAAGUCAGUGUUAAUUAACUUUCAACUAAGUUUUCCAAAUGUUUUUUUUUUUAGGCUGUGGAAGAUUUCCAAACUCAGCUGACCAUAGUCGCCAAUUCCUUGUUGGAGGAAUUCAGGUUUGUGACUGAUGAUCAAGUUUUUGGCAGUUGUAAACUACGAGCAGUCUCUCCUUUUUCUUGGUCCGUGGAGCAAAAUUCGCGAGAGACACAAAUAACCAUGCGCAUGACUGAAGGCGCCCUCGUUUCUCGGGUGCCGCUUGACGCUCAGAUCGCGCGCGCGUGCACUCCCCCUCACUUAAGCUGAAGAAAAAGAGAGACUGCUCACAGUCUAUGGCAGUCGAGGCAAGCCUUGGUUUUAGUUGUUAGGUUUUUCUUUGCAUUUGAAGAAUUUUCGAGGAUUUUGAGUCAGGUCACUAAGCGGCAACCUACUGACACAUUUUUCAAGUAAGAUCCCUAAGAAUUAACUACUGUAUUAUAGCUGUACUUCCAAUUUCAACCACGGUCAGUCUGUUUGGCUUCCAAGUGUACAGAUAAACUUUUAUCAUCAUAAAAUUAUUGAGAAGCUGCCGAACCAGUCCUUCUAUUCGCUCUGACGUCAGUUUCUGAGUUCCCUAGUAUUGGUCAAUCUACCUCGUCAAAUCCCCCACAGACGUAACACUACAGUUUCUCAAAAAACUUUCUCCUUUAAAGUAAGUGCAACAAUUCUAAUAUUAUGCCUUUGUCGUCUCGUUUGUUGUGAACUUUUAGGCAAAUGUACGGUGAUGAUUUAAUGAAGGGAAAUCUGCCACAGUCAAAUGAUGCCAUGGACCAAAGGUGUUGUAAAAAUCAAAUUCAGUUUGUUAAGAGUUCACUCCUUGAAAAAGAAACCUUGCUAGUGAAGAAAUGGGACAGAUUACCAGAAUAAAGCGUUAUAGAAUGAAAUAUUUAUAACAUACAAAUGGAGAGGUUAGGUUAAACAGCGUUUAUUUCCUAUUGGGCCCAAAUUCUAAACAGGGCGCUUUCUUAUUGUACAUGUACAAUUACACGUUUUGUUAGUGCUGUGCCGUGAAAAAUAUGAAAGCUAUUUUAACUUACUGUGAAGGCGGCCUACAUUUCCCUUUCUUCUGCCAUUAAUGUAGCUACUGCAACCUUUAUAUGUUUUUUUUUGUCUGUGACAGAAGGCAAAAGUUUCUGUACGACCUGAAUACAUCUGGGAAGUACUUUGCAUUUAAGGAGCAGCUAAAGGUAUUAAAUCAAAUAGUCUACAGUUUUAGUGAAGACCGCAUUAUAUGGAAAACAAGGUGUAAUGAAAGGAGUAUAACUACCCUGUCUCAAACGUGAGCUACGGGCGUGGUGGGUACCGAAGAUUUGUGGGUGGAGUAUUUCCUUUUCAAACGUUUACGAUCAUGUUGCAAUUAAACUGCAACUGGAGGCAAGCGUGUUUGUAGCAACAUUAUAAAGAUAUAACACAAAACUGAUACAACGAGAAGUAACAAACUGUGCGGAAUAAGUGAAUUAAGUGUGUGUGAGCUUGCCUUUCCAGACUAUUAAUACUGCUUUAUUUGCUUUCAUCCACAGAACAGUGUGAUUAAGAUUGUCCGUGAAAAGUACUUGAACACAACAGCAUUUGCAGAUAAGGAGAAACUUCAGGCAUUUUUAAGCGAGUUAUAUGUUUUUCUAAUUGACCAGAUGCACGUUGCCUUAAACAAGGUGAGUUGAUUUGUUAGAUACAUCAUACAUCUCCCAUUCUGAAAGGCCCAAAAUUAAUUACCUCCCCCACCACCCCCACGCCCCCUAACCAAACUGCUUUUUGGAAAAAGAGAAACCUUAGGCUUUUUUAAGCGAGUUAUAUUUUUUUCUAAAUUACCAGGAUCGCCGUGCCUUUAACAAAGUGAGUUUGUUUUUUUGAUACAUCAAACCCCUCCCCUUCUUGAAAGCCCCAAAUUUAUUUCCCCCCCCCCCCCCCCCAGCUCCCACUCUGCUAUUAAUUGUAAUAUCGAUGACGAGAUACUGUUUGUUUUAGUCAUGUUACUGAGUCAAAUCGACAAAACAGUUGGUUAACCAGUAAAUGUCGUCAGGUUUUUAAUACGUACCUCUUUCAACUCCCUAUCUGCUUGUAUUUUGUCGGUGUCUCUUCUCCCUAGCUAGAGCGCUGUUAGCAAACCCAGAGUUAUUGAAAUGGCUGAAAUUUGCCACAGUCAGUUCCAACAGCAAGAAAUAUUUAUGUGUUUGAAUACUAGAAAACAAAGUAUGAAAAUUUGGUAAGUACUUAGCCUUUUGGAAGCUAUGCCCCUUUCCUCCCUUCUAAAUUACCCCAGUUCAGAAGCAUCAGCCCCAUGGCUCACCCCCCUCCCUAAAGUCAUGAAAAACUCCAAGCUAAAGCUAGCUGAAAAGCAUGAAAUAUUUAAUUUGUUCUGAUCCUUAUUAUUAUUGGUUUUGUGUUUGUGUGUUUAGUUUUUGACUGCAGAGGACACCCCAGAGGAGCCAGCACCCGUGACAGAUUCUGCAACACUCAAACACUUCGCUAGAGAGGCCGAGGUACUGACACGUGACGUCUGUACAUCGUAGAAACAAUUAAAAACCCUAUUUACGUCCAUGUUGUCCUAUUUUGCCUUCUUUCGCUGAGUUACGCGACAAAGAAAUACAUUGUACACUUUUUUAAAAAGUUUCCUCUGUAGUAGACGAAGCCUUUUCUCUUAAGGGUGAAACUGCGGUCUGUUAUCUUUACUGCACUUCCCGGCGUUGAAUUUUAUCACUAUUAGGCGUUGUUCUAGCCACGUGCACGUUUUGCGGCAGCUCGUUGUUUUUUUCCGUUUCUGGGGCAAAAGCGUAAAGUUUAAAGUUGUGAUUUCAAGAAUAGAAAUUAUUAGUUUCCAUUUAAUUGUUAGUAGUAUUAUUUUGCGUCUUGACUACACGUUUCAUAUAACGUUAGAACUUUGCUUGUGCUUUUUUGAGCCGUAAAUUUACCUUUUAAGCUAUUUUGUCGUGUGUAUCCCCAACAUCGUAGUUGUAUUCAGCAGUGUGGUCCAUUAUUCUUAGUUAUUGUGCAGUCGUGUUUAUACAAAAAGUAAAAGAUCGGUAUACAAUAUUAAACUGAUCCUCAUCAUACGUGUGUUCUCUGUUUGAUAUUUUUAGGUGAACCAGAAUUUCGAGCUUGCUGCCAAGUACUACCAAGAGGUACUCUUUGUAAUCCCUUUCUUUCUUGUAAAUUUACACCAGAGCGUGCUUUGGGCGUCUGUUGUUUGAGUAAAAUAUAGCGCCUUCUGGAGAGGUGCAUGCUAACCGGGGGUAGGACAUGGUCUUCUAUUCACCUCCCAGAAGAGGGAAAUACAUCAAUAGCUUUCAGACUGACGGGUGCGUGCCAAGAAAGUAAACUUCUGCACAUUGGCCGUUGGAGAGGUUGUCAGUCUUAUAUUUCACAUACGUUAUGUAUAUUCAUGACGUCAGCUUACUGUUGCCUUGAACUCAAACAAAAUAGCGGGCGUCCACCAGGUCACGUGAACUAGGAAUUACUAACAGGGUUUUUUUUUAUCAAAGCGGCUGUCCCGUAACAAGAACGAUCCAGAUCACUGGUUUGAUUACGGAGCCUUUUGCUUACUUAUUGGAGACUUUGGAAAGGUAAGCAGAGAAGAAUAUCAUAAAACCUUUCAGUACACCUAAGGCGCCUUUACAAAGAAUUCCCGCUUGUCUGAGAGAAACUUUGAUACAUUACUUGAUUUUUCGUUUUUUUCCACUCUGACAGAUCAUUAUUUGCAAAAGCACGCUUAUUGACCAGGAGACCUUAUGAGAUUCAAUUCAAUUCAAUUCUUUAUUUCACACUAUAUAAGAUAUUUACAUAAGUGUACGUAGGUAGGAAAAUAAAGUAGCUGACAAAUAAUAAUUAACUAAAAGACAUUAAGUUCAUUUGUGUACAGUACUAUAGUGUCCAAAGUAGUAAGAGCUUUCUUGUUGGACACCGUCAUGUUGAAAUAAUCGGCAGCAAUAGAUGAUCUAAAAUGCUGAUUUGUUAGAGUGCUUAAUCGGGAUUUACUUUUAUAGUCGUUUUAUAUUUUGUUAUUCGUGAGUUUGGUUUGAAGUAGAUAGGACCACAUUUACAAGUAUGGAAAAGGAGUAGAAUGUACAGUGAACAAUAAAACUAUUAUAUAUGUAGAAAUGAGGUUUCAAUUGCGUUGUUUGUUGUUUUAAGGCGGAAGAAUGUUUUAAAGAGACAAUAGCAAUUGCUCAGAAACAUCUACCAGGGUAAGUAUAAUAAAGUUAUUAAGGUAAAUAGCCCUUCUCCUUCUGGUUGUUAACAUCAGUCCAUUCAUUUUCGUCGCGUAUUCUCGAUGUCGUUUCUUAAGUCUCGCGGUAAUGGAUUCUCAUUUAAGUACAAUAACUCUUGCUCAUGUUUACACGGCAUAGUAUUCAGCAGAAAUGAAUUCCUUUGGAACCUGGCAGCAGUGUGGAAAAGAAUAUCCAUACACAAGAAGUGCAAAUGUGAAAAACGUGGCGGAGAAUUUGCUCGUCUGACGAAAACAUCAGUAAAACCGCCCAAAUAUAGAGAAAUGGGUUCAGGAAUGACUGAUUCCUGGAUAACGUAAACUUGCACAAGGAAAAUUGAAUACCUGUAUUUGUUAAACGGAGAUUUCCUUCAGUGGUGAUUUCCUUUGUUUUAUCAUGAGUUGCGGAAUGUGUCUUUACCAAUCAUACCGCAUACCGUUUUCAUCUAAUUGGCUGUGUCUUGGCGACAGAGUUGCAAAUCUAAUGUUCAUACAUUGUUAGAUUCAGUUGUGUACCUAAUUGUUUGUUUGGUUGUCUGAUUACCAGUCUUUUGAUGUACGGCUGCAUGGCUCUGAUGAAUGAGAGAUAUGAAGAAGCUGAGACUUUCUUCGAAGCUGCCACAUGCGCUGAGAGCAAGAGUGUUAUAGCNGAAAAACGUGGCGGAGAAUUUGCUCGUCUGACGAAAACAUCAGUAAAACCGCCCAAAUAUAGAGAAAUGGGUUCAGGAAUGACUGAUUCCUGGAUAACGUAAACUUGCACAAGGAAAAUUGAAUACCUGUAUUUGUUAAACGGAGAUUUCCUUCAGUGGUGAUUUCCUUUGUUUUAUCAUGAGUUGCGGAAUGUGUCUUUACCAAUCAUACCGCAUACCGUUUUCAUCUAAUUGGCUGUGUCUUGGCGACAGAGUUGCAAAUCUAAUGUUCAUACAUUGUUAGAUUCAGUUGUGUACCUAAUUGUUUGUUUGGUUGUCUGAUUACCAGUCUUUUGAUGUACGGCUGCAUGGCUCUGAUGAAUGAGAGAUAUGAAGAAGCUGAGACUUUCUUCGAAGCUGCCACAUGCGCUGAGAGCAAGAGUGUUAUAGCGUGGACUAUCUUGGGUAAGAUUCUUAGUUCACAGCUGCGCUGUGCCUGUUUGUUGUGUUAGUCAUUUAUUUGUAUUGUUGUUUGUUAAAAAAAGUGAAAAAUGUGUUGAAGUUUGAAGAUGAAGCAUUUUUUACUUUCAAAAGUUGAAAAAUUCAUUUGAAAGUAUAACAUUCUCUCUCUAUAUCUCUCUCCUUUUGACAAUUGUAAAUAUCUGCGAGUGGAAGUAAAUUUUAAGAGGAAGUAGGUGGGGCAAUAUUUCCUUAAGGGGAGCGGUCGGGCAAUCUUUUGACCUACUCCUGUGCGACGCACUCAAGUUUUGGACAUUUUGCGACUUAUAAAAGAACGCGAGUUACUGGUUAAAUUACUGGUUAAGAUUGGUUAAUUCUGUACUUUAACCUUGAGCAUUGGAUCGAGGACAAGAAAUUGUUAAUUUUAGUUGUGAUUUGACAAAUGACAAAUGAGUGAAACUUUAAUAAGUGUGCAUCUUGCAGUUGUUUUUUAGUUACCUCUCAAGCAACAGCUGCAAUUCAUCGCGCAAACCGUUUUUCUUGUAGGAUUGUAUUACGAUAGCAUACAAAACGACAUUGGAGCCGAGCGUGCUUUUCUUGAGGCCAACCGCUUGAAUGUAGCAACGCCAUCUUCACUUGAGCUUGCAGAACCUGUUGACGUGGUAGCUGAGGUUGAGGGUGACGCUUCGGAACCUGGGAUCGAGGAACCUGUUGGUGAAGGUCCUCCCUGGACAGGUGCAUCUGACGCCACUAGAAUGCCGGAAGUACAUGGUAAUUGUCAUUGUUGUUAACUGGAGUGCGAUUACAGUCGUUGGAUUUCCUGCGCUAAGGUUACGCUUUGUUUCUCUAAGAUAGCAGAGUGAGAGAAGUACGCCGUGUGCGUGAAAGUCGCCACCUACUUCCCUCCAUGUAUCAUCUUUCCUUGCGGAAGGAAAUCUUGUAUGGUUAUCAUGUCUUGCUUUCAUUUGAAUAGUUGGGGAGCCACCAAGGCAAGAGACUGCACCAGGUACAGGGGAUGCCGCCUCCACGGAGCCCUUUGCAGCCCUCCCUCCAUCAGUUGUGAUUAGUUCAGCCACCCCCGUGGCAAAGCCUGGAUCUAAACCUCCCACCCAGUCUUCAACUCAUGUAGCUUCUAAGCAGAGUUCACGACUUCCAAGUGCUAAUAGCUCUCACCGCCAAUCCCCAAUUCAGGAGCCUCAACAUGCGGUACCACCAAAGGAAAAGCCAGCGGAGGUCAAAACAUAUACCAGUAUUUUCUUGCAAACGGCGAAUUUCUUACUGGAAGUAAACGCUCUGCAGGUAAUGAGGUUACUUUUUAUUUAGCAAAGCCUGAAAGCGGAGCUCCUGUAUAACAUUAACCAUUUACUUAAACUUGAAGUCAUUGCAAUCGAAUUAAAUACUUCUGACACACCAAAGAAAACUUGAAUCUUCGAUCCAGUGAAAAAUUAUUAGGUAUUCAGUCUGUUCUUGAACGGCUGUUAAAUUGACUUUGAUACCCUUUGUAUACGAACAAAAGAAUGGCUUUCUCGUUUCAACAGGACCGUCACGUGGCAACAAAAGUAACUUUCUUGUGAUACAUCUUGUUAUUGUGUGUGAUAUUUCCUUCUGUAGAGACUUGAAACGACAAUGACGCAGUAACCACCAUUACGACAAGUACGUUUAUGUUAUAGUCACAAGACUUAUUGCAAACUUGCAUGGAUACUUGAAUAGCCACUUUAAGUAUGGUGAAGGAGGGUUUAACUAAGUACUCAUGAUUAUGUUUGUUCCUGGUACUAGUUAACUGACGCGGCCUUGGCACACGAGCUGGUAUCAGCUAAUGGAGAGCCUGGAGCUGAUUACUUUGUUUUACUGGGAAGACUUAAGAUUCAACAGAAAUCCUUCAUAGAAGCUGAAGAAAAUCUUAAACAGGCCAUUGUUCUAAAACACGAGGUUGGGAUGUUCAAUUCCUCUGUUCUCUUUUCCUGGAAUACUUUUUGUUGUUUGUAAAUAGUGAUGAAAAAUCUACACGGCGAGUACCAUAUACUGAAUGAUUACUAUUUACAACUGUCUUGUCAAAGGUCUGCAUGUAAUACCAACUGUGCAGAAUGAGCAGCUUUAUCAAGGCGUGACCAAAAAAUAAGUCUCUAAUUUAUGUGUAUUUACGGUUGAACAGAACCCAGACGCGUGGGGUUUGAUGGGACAUCUUUAUUUCCUGACAAGCAGAACCGAGGAAGCAAGAGACUGCUACCAGAGAACGCUGGACUACACAACUGAAGCUUCUGAUAUGCAUGCCAUCUAUCUGAGAUUGGCUUCCAUUUAUCUGGAAAAGGGAGAAGUGAGUGAUUUGGAAUGUUUACUUUGUAGGAUAACUUAAUUCAGAUGUGGCUGUCAUCGGAACCAUAUGUGGAGGGUUGAAAGUAAGGUUGUCUUAGUCAUAGUCUUUUAGUAAAAGUCAAAUGAGACGAGCAAGAAGAAAUUAUAUGUAGGUUAGUGUCCAAUGCUUUACUCGCGGAAGUGAACCCAGUAGAAACACCAAAGAAACCCCCUUUUAUGAGGCUAUUGACAGCUUUGACUGCAAAUUGUUUGUGUUGUCGUAAGUACAGUCAGGAAAGGAGAAGAUAGAGGUACACCCCCUACUAAGAUACGUGAAUGCCGGAAUCUCAGAUCUAUUCCCAGACAUGCCAACCAGUCUUAAAGUGUCUUGUUUUUUUUUUCAGUUUGAGAAAGCGAAGACGACAUUCCUAAGGGCCUGUGUUCGCUCCCCAUCCUGUGUCUCGUGGCUGGGAGUAGGAAUUGCUUGUUACAGGGUGAGUGAUAAUACAACUGUCAAGAACAACGUCUACAGAAUUUAUGCCCUCGGACGGACUGGGCUUUUAAAAAAGCUAAGUAGUCCAACUGCAAUAUUUAGGUAAAUUUUCUUUCCAUUUACAAACUAGCCUGUGAAGAGGCUCUCUGUUUGGGGAAAGGGUGAAAAAUCGCGAGGAGAGAGAAAAGAAAGGGUGAAAAAUUAUUAUUUUCCUUCUCUCUCCUCGCGAUUUUUUCACCCCAUCCCAAAACAGAGAGCCUGUUCACAGGCUAUUUACAAACUGACUACUUUAUACAUCAUAUUUCUAUUUAUUUCGCGAACGACUGCCUUUUGAAUAACUAAAUUUGUUUGUCCCUUCACUUGAGCGCUAUAGCUAUUUGAUUGUUUGUGAUCUGAACGUACUUCUUGAUUAAGUUGGAGAAGGUGUUUUGUUGAUCAUUCACGUAAUCAUUAACGCCUGAUGCCUACCUUGUUCUUUUGAAGCUGGGCGAUUUAGCUGAGGCUGAGGAUGCUUUAUCUGAGGCAAAUAUAUUGAACAACAAAGACGCUGAAGUAUGGUCUUACUUGUCACUGGUCUGCUUAGAGGUGAGUGUUGAUUAUCAAGACGCCAGGGCUGUCAAACCACUGAGAGAACAGGCCAGGAAAGCCAGGGGAAGGAAAGGGGUUGUAAAGGAGGGAUGGGUUCUUAUACAGCCAGCUGAUUGACACCUUUCAAUUUCAAUUCGCCAUUGUAUGAACUACAGGGAGAUUGGGUAAGGCUUUAUAGGACCUUUUGGGUGGACACAAACAGCCAAGAUUGGUUCGUAUUUACCCUUAGAUAUCUCUCGACCAAUCGCAAGUAACUUGUGAGAAUAACGCUGUUUUUUACUCUACUUUACUUGUCUGUCAGGUUUAUAUUUUAUCACCCGAUUAAUCGCUCACAAUCGUCGUUUUUCACCAAGGGAUAAUCGUAGAGCUUACACACAAACCAUAAUGAUCAUGUUACUCAUCUUUUCAUUUAGACUGGUCGACAACUGGAAGCAGAACAGUCUUAUAAAUACGCUCUAAAGGUGAGAAAUGAAGAACUGCGUUAGCUUAUUUCGUGUUGAUUAUUGUAGUGAAGCCUGCCACAGUGCGUAAGACUUAUGAGGCGCUAGGAAGAGAGGUCAAAACUAACACGUUCUUAUGUGCACCCUAAGUUAUCCAUGCGCACGAAGAAGUGAGCCUACUCGCAGGCUACUUCUCAUGAUAACUACUGUGUUCAUUACGGAAAGUACUCAGCAGAAUGCUGACCUAUAAUUCUUAUUUAGUAAGAAUUAUAGGUCAGCAUCUAAUUUUUGUUUAAUAACUGAUAUUGUUUAACGUAUUGUUUCAGCUAAAUUUACAAGAUGACAAGCUGCUUGCCGAGAUACAUCAAACUCAGCAAAGAGUGGGAUUCGGAAAUCCUAUGGUGGCAUGA